AUGGCUUCACUAAUGGACCUCGAUCCGAGCAUGUUCCCGGCCUUUGCGGCUUUUCCAGCGGGACUUCCUCCCAAGGGAGUUACUGCUAACUUUGAAAACCCAUACACAUUGGCCCCUCUGGUGUAUUCGAUGGGUGCGUUGUUUGUGUUUAUCAUGAUGUGCUUUGUUGCUGCGAGAUUCUAUCACAAGGCUGUUCUUAUCAAGAGAUUUACUUGGGACGACUUGACAUGUGUGUUGGCAGCUCUGGGUGUCAUUGAACAGCUUCUUACUGCAUCUAUGAUCUGCCAUUUCGGAGUUGGCACCCAUCAAUGGAACCUCAAAGUUGGCAAUCUUAUAAGAACUGAUUUCCUAAUGUGGGGUACCGCGUUCGUCGUUGGGUCACUACCAACAAUGCUCUUUGCAAAACUCACCUUCUUCAUAUUAUACAUGCAGAUAUUUCGGCCACGCACUCACCUAGUCCGGUGGAUUUGGGGUGGAGCAGCGAUCACAACGGGAUUUUACGUCGCGACAGCCAUCUGCCAGUUUUAUUACUACAUUCCGGGACCGGGACAAACAUGGUUAACAACAAUCAAGAUUGCGCCGAACACACCGUCCUCUACUGUUGGAAUAGUUGCAGCUUGUUUCAAUAUCUUUAGCGACUUUUACUUGUUCUUCAUAGCUACCAUUGGAAUUUGGCAGCUUCAAAUGCCAAAAGAACGAAGACUGGGUAUAAUUGGGAUUUUUUCGACUGGACUGCUAGCUUGUCUGGUCAGUAUUGUUGGGUUGGUUUUCCGGCUUCGAUCAAAAGCUGGUAAGGAUGGCUCUUGGGAGUUGUUGCCCCCUGCCUUACUCUGUAUUAUUGAACUUUCAGUCGGUGUUUCCUGCUCAUGUAUGCCAUCGAUCGGUGGUCUGACGAAGCACUACUCUAAACAAAUAUCCGGACUCGCGGCCUACUUCACAUUUUUACGUAGGAGAACAUACGGGAAAGGUAGCUCUCUUGACGAGAGAAGCGAUGAAUAUAACAGCGCAAGCCGCAAAGGAGGCGCCAGUUACGGAAUACGCGAACCAGAUGCAUGGCGCGAGGAUGCUGAGCUUGCACAAUUGCAACCAGUUCAAAUUUCAGCAUUUGACAAUAGGGAUAAGGGCUGGCAACCAAAGGAGGACGGAAUUCAUGUUCGAGAGGAAUUUCAUCUCAAAGAUGAGAGAAGGUAA
Messenger RNA from Glarea lozoyensis ATCC 20868, 1191 nucleotides. RefSeq lists its product as uncharacterized. The record is from RefSeq and is a predicted model, not a curated record. NCBI's taxonomy places the organism in Eukaryota, Fungi, Ascomycota, Leotiomycetes, Helotiales, Helotiaceae. The transcript is spliced from 7 exons. Bases 1 to 1191 code for a protein of 396 amino acids.